AUGCUGUGCUGUCCAGAACUCCAGAUGCUCCCGCUCCGUCGCCCAGCCUCCCUCGCCGCCCGCCGCCUCCUCCGCGACAACCAGCGCAUCAGCGCCCUCGCCCGCGCGGGCGAUGUCGCCGCAGCGCGCCGGGUGUUCGACUCCAUGCCCCACCGUGACGUCGUCUCCUGGAACGCGCUCCUCACCGCGCUCUGGCGCGCCGGCCGCCACCACCUCCCAGCCGCUCGCCGCCUCUUCGACGAGGCCAUGCCUUCCCGCGACGUCGUCUCCUGGAACUCAAUCAUCGCCGGCUGCCUCGCGCACGGGGAUUUGGACGCCGCCUCCGCCUACUUCGCCUGCGCCCCGAAGCGCAACGAGGCCACGUGGAACGCCAUGCUCGCGGGGCUCCUCCGGCUCGGCCGAGCGGAUGACGCCGACAGGCUGUUCGGAGAAAUGCCCAAGAGGAACGUGGUGUCGUACACAACCAUGGUAGACGGGCUCGCGCGGCGCGGGGAUGUGGAGAGCGCUAGGAGGCUGUUUGAUGGGAUUCGUGCCAAGGAUGUCAUCUCCUGGAAUGCCAUGAUCGCUGGAUAUGUUCACAAUGGACACGGGGAAGAAGCCAUGAGAUUGCAUGCUGUAAUGUUCAGAGAAGAUGUAAAACCAGAUCAUGCGACUCUUAUUGCAGUCCUGACAGCCUGUUCUGCUCUUGCUUUGCUCAGACAAGGAAAAUCCACACAUGCUAUUGCCAUCAAAGCAAUGCUAGAAUCUGGCGUCUCUUUUUCUAAUGCCUUGAUGACAAUGUACAGUAAAUGCGGUAAUGUGGGUGAGUCAGAGUUAGUCUUCAUCAAUCUCAGAACCAAGGAUAUUGUUUCUUGGAACACAAUAAUUGCUGCAUAUGCACAACAUGGUAAAUAUCAGAAAGUUAUAGCCCUGUUCCAUGAGAUGGAAGUGACUGGACUUAUUCCCGAUGAUAUCACCUUCCUUAGUGUGUUAUCGGCAUGCGGGCAUGUUGGCAUGGUGGAUGCCAGCUUGAAAUUGUUUGAUCUGAUGUCAUCUAAAUACGCCAUAUCCCCAAGAGCUGAACACUAUGCUUGUAUUGUGGAUAUAUUGAGCCGAGCAGGACAAUUGGAGAAAGCUUCUAGUUAUAUAAAAGAUAUGCCAUUAGAAGCUGAGAAAAAUGUAUGGGGUUCUUUGCUUGGAGCAUGUCAGAUACAUGGUAACGUGCAGCUCGGUGAACUUGCUGCUAAGAUGCUUGUUCAGUCAGACUCUGAAAGUUCAGGUCCUUAUGUGAUUCUUUCGAAUAUAUAUGCUGCUGCUGGCAUGUGGGGUCAAGUCAAUCAAGUAAGAGGUCAGAUGAAAGAAAGAGGUGUGAAGAAACAACCUGGAUACAGCUGGACUGAGAUUGCAAAUGAAGUUCAUAUGUUUGUGGGUGGAGAUGCAUCUCAUCCAGAGAUGAGAAAGAUCAUAUCUGAGCUGAGAAAAAUCAGCUUUCAUAUGCGAAUGGUCACCAAUGAAGCUCAUAUAAUGAUUUUCCUUGCUAACAAGAGUGAGCCAAUGCUGCUCACCGUCAUGGGCAAGGUUAUGCUUGCCUGGCAAAGCUAG
Messenger RNA from Miscanthus lutarioriparius, 1581 nucleotides. The record is from the annotation of a GenBank genome assembly. NCBI's taxonomy places the organism in Eukaryota, Viridiplantae, Streptophyta, Magnoliopsida, Poales, Poaceae.